AUGUCGAUUCGGGAGAGUAUAUUCAGUAUUGGAUCCCGAAUGAUCCAGAGACACGACGAUGACAUAAGUUUCGAUGGUGCAUUUAUGAAUCUUGAUGACUUGCAUCAAAUGCAUAGUGACCUCUUGCAAGAAAUCUGGAUGUUGACUCUAGAAAACGACAUGUACGAGCGGUACCUGAGCCGACAAGAUCCUCCCAGUCUCAAAAAAAAUGUAUCAAUCGUCCAAAAUUCUUAUCAAGCCAUCAAGAACAUCCUGGACAGAGUAAAAAUCACAAAAAGAGUUACAGCACACUUAUUGCCAAGAUCAUCGCGUAUGAGCUUUCGAGAAAGCAUAAUAAAUUUCCACGACCCUGGCAGAUAUAGUGUUGUUAGUACACCUAGCAUUGUCAGCAUGCCAUCCGGAAGUCGAUUAGGAGCAACAAGCAUCAUGACAGUAGGAACUACAGGCGAUAGCCCGAAAAUCACAAUAGCGCAUCGAAUGUUUAUGGCAAGAAAGGAAGUGGAGGAGAUGAAACGGAAACUGGAACAGCUGCAAGUGUUCGUGCGAAAGAAGAAAGCAACCAUAAGGGCAGAGAUCGAGGAAAUCGAAAUUCGGAUCAGCGAGGCGCAUGAAUCGACGGCAGAGUUCGAAUCGGAAGUGGUUGUAGAGGGCGUGGACUCUAUAACAGGGAAGAUUCCUGCCGAACGAGUGAUCAGAUUCAUCGAAGAAUGGCUGAGAUCGGCGAACACGAUACUAGAGAGGCUAAGAUUGAAGAGCGCUACAUUGAGAAUGCUGAUCAGAAAGGCUAGACAGCAGCUUGCUCAGAGGAAGGAACUAGGCGAGUUACUUCACGUCGUUGACUUCGAGAAAUUAAGCAUCGAAAACCAGGACUACGCAAAGAUGCUCGAAGAAAAGAACCUGUACGUGAUAGAUAUGAAGAGGAUCGCAGGUGAUUGAUCUUGAACGAGUGUAAGAUCUUGUACAAGAUUAGGUCCGUACAUUGUAUUCGUAACAGGGUACUACCAUCUGAAAUUGACGCAACGCAAGC
This is a messenger RNA of Bombus pascuorum, 1027 nucleotides long. Its product is annotated as coiled-coil domain-containing protein 113. Bases 1 to 936 code for a protein of 311 amino acids. The record is from RefSeq and is a predicted model, not a curated record. The transcript is spliced from 5 exons. NCBI's taxonomy places the organism in Eukaryota, Metazoa, Arthropoda, Insecta, Hymenoptera, Apidae. Gene Ontology annotation, biological process: cilium assembly. Gene Ontology annotation, cellular component: ciliary basal body; axoneme.